GGUGCACUUUGAAGGAAACCAUGGGUGUGUUGUCGCGCGCAUGCUCAGUUGGGUUGUGAAGGCGGAAGAGGUGCCUAUUUUUUUCGUUCGAAGAGAAAAUAUUGUUGUCUGCAGCUUGUUCGAUUCUCGGAGGCGGGCCCAUAUUGGGCCCGGGUCUCCUCCGUCAGUUAGUGUUCGUCAGACGUGCGGUGACGGUCGUGAGAAGGGUGUGUGUGUGGGCAUGAAGCGAAAAAGAUGUUAUGUGUAUUUCCCUGGAGUGACUGAAAGCGGUGGACAGCAGGAAGUCAACAGUGACCUCGGACUGGUAUGUGUGUUGCACCAGCAAAGGGUAUUUUGCGGUCCAAAAAGACAGAACUUUUCAAACAGCUGCCAUUGAAAGACGACAAGAAAGUAUCAUAAUCACCGUUUGGAAGUACCAUUUGCCCAUCAUGGCUGAAAGUUCAAAUGAGACUCCAGUACCAAGAUCUGCGGUGAAAACAAGUCUGAGGAUUGCAUUCAUGGAAUUCUUGGCAAAUUGUGAUGAUUAUAAACUCUUCAGAUUAACACAGUUUUACCGGGACUGGUUAGAACAGGCAAUUGAAGAAGAGGUGAAAUCAAUUGCCUUGCUUUUGAAAGAGCAGCAGCAGAUCACUCAACAAGAACGUUUGAAAGUGGAGGAGGAAGGGAAUAAGGCCCACAGUUCCAAACUUCUUGUAACUCUUGUGAUGGGGAAAGGCUCCGUACCGAGAAGGGUAAUGUGGGAAUCCAUUCUGAAAACAGAAUAUAGAUUGCCAAAAUUGGAGAACAUGUUGACAGAUAUACUGAAUAAGGGUACUGACAUUCAGGAUUUCGUGAAAUUCAUCCGGGGUUGUACAGAGAUUCCCAGCCACCUAAAAGGUGUUCAACAGAAACACAAGGAGAAACUGUGCAAACAAACUGAAAAACUGAGAAUGAACAUGAUUAGGGAAAAUGACGGGGUGAAGGAUUUUCAGCUGGAUGAUCGAUAUGCUGACCUUACAGUUAUUUCAGGCAAACGAAAGCGGAAACAUGUAGAACAUGAACUGCUGUCGAGAGACCAAGAACAUGAAGAGUGGCACGAAAAUCAGACUGAAAGAAUCCCAACAGAUAAAUUGUUCUGGAGUAGUUUUGCCCAGGGCAAGAGGUCAGUUGUUGUGAGUGGAGAUCCAGGGAUUGGAAAAACAACAAUGGUGCAAAAGAUUGUUCAUGAUUGGGCCACUGAGAAAAUCUACCAAAAUUUCCAAUUUGUGUUCAGUUUUAAAUUUCGUGAGUUGAAUGAUACUAAUUGUAAAAUCACCCUGAGGCAACUGAUACUGGACCAGUAUCCUUACUUUGGUAGCAUCCUGCAAGAAAUCUGGAAACAUCCAGAACUAUUAUUGUUUAUAUUUGAUGGUUUGGAUGAAUACAAAGACGGAAUUGAUUUUGCAGAUAAUCGAAGAAAUACAGAGCCUAAGCACAAGUGUGAUGAUCCCGAGACAUGGUGUGAAGUGUCUGACAUUGUUUAUGCUUUAAUACAACGCAAGUUGCUCCCAGGAUGUUCAGUGCUGCUGACUAGUCGCCCCACCACCUUGUAUUUAUUGGAAAGGGCUGAGAUCGAUCUCUGGGCUGAAAUCCGGGGAUUUGCUCAUGCAGAACGUAAACAAUAUUUCAACAGGUUUUUUGAAAGACAGGCAGUGGCAGCAGCUGUUUUCAAACACGUGCAAGAGAAUAAAAUCCUAUACUCUAUGAGCUUCAACCCUUCUUACUGCUGGAUUCUUGGUCAAACUCUAGGCCCCUUCUUCAUAAACAGUGUAAAACUGCAGCAAAUUCCCCAAACCAUCACUGAAUUGUAUUCCUAUCAUAUUUAUAACAUCCUGGAAAACCACAGUAAUAUUCAAAAGCCUCGUGAUAUAUUGCUGAAAAUUGGUGAACUGGCCUUUGCCGGAGUUUCUAAGAGGAAAAUUAUGUUUCGAAAUGAAGACUUGACCAGGCACCAGCUGCAACCUUCCCAGUUCUUAUCUGGGUUUCUGAUGGAACUUUUCGAUAGAGAUGAUUCUGUUCAGAAUAUAGUCUAUGAAUUCACGCAUCUCACUGUGCAAGAGUUUAUAGCUGCACUUGCUCAAUUCCUAAAUGCAGGCCCUGGUGACAUCGGGGAGCUUUUCGAGGAAGCCCGUAAGGUUGAAGAUGGGCGAUAUGAUUUAUUUCUCAGAUUCCUUGUUGGUCUUUCUUCAAAAAGACAUCAGCCACUGGAAAAGUAUUUGGGACCAUUUCCUAUUGAAGUAACCUACCAAGUGAAUGAUUGGAUACAAAUGGAAGUUCAAAAACGGAUUGCAAAGACUGAGAGCAAAGCCAGUAAAGCUAGUCUCCUGAACAUGUUCCACUACCUGUUUGAGUGUCAGUAUAAACCACUGGUUGAGUCGACAGUGGGAUCGGUGAAAACACUUAAAUUUAAUGGAUUGCAAAUGAACCCAAUUGACUGUGCUGUUCUGUCUAAUGUUAUUGGGCUCUGUGACACCAUGAAUGACAUUGACCUGCAGAAUUGCUCCAUUCAGUGUGAUGGGCUGCGGUGGCUGGAAUCUGGACUGCACAAAUGCAGAGUGUUGAGAUUAUGGAAUAACAAACUGGGUGAUUCGGGAGUGGAACUGCUGUCUGUUGCUCUGAGGGAACCUACAUGUAAAAUAGAAGAACUGCAACUGGGUGCGAACAAUCUCACAGCUUCUUGUACUGCGGAUCUUGCUUCUGCUCUGAGUGAAAAUCAAUCGUUAUUGGAAUUGGACUUGACUGAGAACAAACUGGGUGAUUCUGGAAUUAAAAAUCUGUGUGUGGUUUUGAGGAAUCCGGCCUGCAAAAUAAAGAAGCUGAGGAUGAAAGCUAAUGGUCUUACAGCUGCUUGUAUCGAGGAUCUUUCCUCUGCUCUCAGCAUAAACCAGUCACUGACAACUCUGUCUCUGGGAAGUAAUCCGUUAGGUGAUGCAGGAGUGCAACAACUGCCCAAGGGGCUGUGUAGAAUGGAGGAAUUGGAGUUGGAUGAUACCAGUCUCUCAGCUUGUUGCACUGAGGAUCUUGCUUCCGCUGUUAGUACGUACCAGUCGCUCAGAGCACUGAACCUGAGUAAAAAUGACCUGGGGGAUUCAGGAAUUAAAAUAGUAUCUGCAGCUCUGAGGACAUCUAACCAACAACUGGAAGAACUGCGACUUUGGGAAGUUGGGCUCACAGCUUCUUGUGCCGGAGAUGUCGCCUCUGUGAUCAGUAUAAGCAGCUCGCUGAUGGUUCUGGACCUGGGUGGUAAUAAACUGGGAGAUCGGGGCAUGAAAAUAUUAUGUGAGGCAAUGGAGACGAACCAGUACCCUCAAUUAAAAAAGCUGCGAUUCUGGAAGAAUGAACUCACUGAUUCAUGUGUGAGUGAUCUUUACUCUGCUCUCCGUGCAGUCCGGUCAGUGUGGAUGCUCAACCUGACAUCUAACAACUUUACAGACCAAUCUGUUCAGACAUUCCACAAACUCGUACAAGACUGCAGCAAUUUGAGGAAGCUUGAGCUGGAUGACAAUAAAUUCAGUUCCGAGGAGAAGAAGAAUCUGCUGUCACUGCGAGGAUACAAAAAGGGAAUGGAGGUGAUUGUGUGAAUGAUUUAAUUUCCACACAUCAGAUUCUUUUGAUCAAGAUUUGGAUUGCUCUUUGUCCUGUAGAUUUUGAGGAUGGUGUACGGGAUCACUUGGGCAUGAUACAUCCUUUUUUUCUGAAACCUAUUGCAGCCAUUUAUUUAAAGCACAAAAUGCAAAUUUUCAAGCAAAUCUCAAUGAUGAACAUGAAUUGCAUCGUGUGAAAAAAAUGUCUCUUUAACUGCAUGCCUGAUAGGUAUGCACAAAAACGAAGACAUAAAUGUUCGAUGAGAUAUUGAAAACUGCACAGCAGAAUUAACAAGAACAUAGAUUGAAUCUGGGUAAAUGUUUCUGGUUGUGUUAGUUGUGAUUUUGUAAUUGAAUUGUUUUUAGGUACUGGCGGACCUGUCAUGUUUAUUUUCUAGUUCUGAAGCAUGGUUUUGACUUUGGAAUUGGCAUUUCAGAAGCUUCAAGCGAGGAGGCAGAGGAGCAGCGGGCCUUUUAAGAGGACUGUUUGGUUAGCUGAGAGGUACAGCAGCUAAUGUGGUGAAGGUAUAGCAAAAUGGCCUUGUUAGGGGAAAUUCUAGGUUGACGCCAGCUGCUGUGUUGAAGCAUGGUGUAACCAAAACAUGGUUGUAAGCAGGGCAGAGCUAGCAGCACAAUAUUCCAGGGUAUUGAUGCUACAGGUGUGAUGGAGAUGCAGGCAAAAGAGAAGGUUUUGUUGCCUUUUUGAUCAGGGAGGAUAUGACUAUAAUUCUCAGAGGAUGUUCUUGAGAUCCUCCAGUGAUAUGAGUAGAACAGGCACAGGAGCGGUAUGAUUACACUGGUGUCAAUAUUUCAGUCCUCUCAAUAAUCAGCACAAAUUGGAGGAGCAGAUAUGUAUUGAGAUUGCAGAUAGCUGUAAAAGUAAUAGGAUACUAUUUGUAGAUUUCAACUUCACAUUGCCUGAAUUGUCCAUAAUGUAAAUGGCUUGGAUGGGGAAAAAUUUGUUAAAUGUGUCCAAGAAAGCUUCCUGAAUCAUUAUAUAGAGAGCAGGCAGCACUGUACCGCCCCUGAGGGAACAUGGUGGGGCAAGUGACUGAAGUGUCAAUCAGGGGCACUUUGGGAUCAGUGACCAUACUUCUAUUAGUUUUAAAGUAGUUACGGAGAAGAAUAGGAUUGGCCCACUAAUGAAGAUCCAAAAUUGGAGUAAGAAUGAUUUUGGAGAUAUUGGGCCAAAACCUGAAGUCGAUUGGGAGAGUAUGUCUUUCGGUAAGGGGGUGGCUAGCAAAUUAGAGGCUUUUAUAGGUGAGAAAGGAAAAGUACAGCGACACAAUAUUCCUGUUGGGGUGAAGGGCUGUUAGAGGAAGUUGCAAAGGCCGUCGGUUAUGACAUUUUAAAGACAUUCUGAUGGAUGUAAGAAUAGUGAGAGUUUAGAGGCCUGUUGACCAAAUGCACAUAAAUGGGUCUAGUCUAAUGUGCUUAUUUGGCCAGAAUGGACAACAUGGCUGUGGGGGCCUGUUUCUGUUCUGUCCGGCUCUGACUGUGUUCCACUAUAAUGAUCAGGCAAGAACUGCAAGCAUAUGCAAACUAGCUGUAAAAAUGUCUGCUUUCAAUUGCUGCACUGUUUAUCAGACUAAUAGUCUUCACUGAGCAACACUAAAGUUUUACAUCAUCAAUGUGUGUUUCAAUAAAUUGGAGCAUUGAAAUAUGCUCUUCUGCCAAAGUAGUACAUGCUGACCAAGAUAUCUACCCAAACUUGUCCCAUUUGCCUAUUUGGUUCUAACCCUUUAUUAUCUAAAUAUAUUUAACAUGUAAAUUGCAUCUGCUUCUUCAGCUUCCUCUUGCAGCUUCUUCCAUAGAAACAAAGAAAAGUAGAAAAUAGGUGCGUGAGUAGGCCAUUUGGCCCUUUGAGCCAAUAUGAUCAUGGCUGAUCAUCCAAAAUCAGUACCCUGUUCUGGCUUUAUCCCCACAUCCCUUGAUUCCCUUAGCCCUCCGAGCUAAAUCUAACUCUCUCUUGAAAACAUCAGUGAAUUGGCCUCCACUGCCUUUUGUGGCAGAGAAUUCCACAGAUUCACAACUAGGUGAAAAAGUUUUUCCUCAUCUCAGUCCAAAAUGGCCUACCCCAUAUUCUUAAAUUGUGACCCCUGGUUCUGGCCUCCCCCUUAUUCUUAAAUUGUGACCCCUGGUUCUGGCCUCCCCCAUCAUCCAGAACAUUUUACCUGCAUCUAACCUGUCCAAUCUUUUAAGAAUUUUAUGUUUCUAUAAGAUAGCCUCUCAUCCUUCUAAAUUCCAGUGGAUACCAGCCCAGUCGAUCCAUUCUUUCAUCAUACGUCAGUCCCGCCAGUGAUUCUUCCAGAUGGCCACUAACCUCAUAGUGUGGAAAAGGUUACCCUUCAGGCCUCUUCACAUGUUUCCUCUUGCCUUGCAUCUAUGACCUCUAGCUUUAGAAUUAUGCCUUGGGAGAAAGCCAGUCACAAUUUACCUUAUCAAUGUUCUUCGUUAUUUUGUAUACUUCUAAUGUCAUCCAUCAAAUUCCCAUGGUCCAGGAAAAAAAGUCCAAACCCAUCUAGCCUCUACUUUGAAGCUAACCACUCUGGUCCCAGUAACAUCCUUAUGAAUCAUUUUAGCAUUUCAGCUUAAUGACAUCCUUCCAAGAUGUAGAUGACGAUAGUAGGCACACACUCUGGUUCCACCAAUAACUUGUACAUGAAAUCCCAACACUUCUACUCGGUAUCCAGAUAGUUGAAUGCAAGUGUGUCAAACACCACCUUCAAUUUGUUGAUCUGGGUUUCAAUUUUCAUGGAAUUAUGUGGCUGUAUGCCGUGGUCCUGCAGUUGUACAGCACACUCGGUCUCUGCCAUAUACCGUGUGUGCCCUGCCAUGCUUUGCUUUGCCAAUGUAAUAUCUCGCAUUGAUCUGCAUUGAACUCCAUUUGUUAUAUCUUGGCCUGGUGAUCCAUUUGAUCUAGAACCCAUUGUUAUCUUGGGUAACUUUCUUCACUGAAUGUUAAACCAUUAACCUUUGCCUGAAAACUUCUUAAUGUCAAUCCCAAUCUCGUCCAAAUCAUUAACAUGAAUAAAGAACAGUGAAACCAGCACUAAUCCUUGAGGCAUAAUAUUUAUCAAGUCUUCAACAGGUAUAAUAGCCCAUCACUGCCGUACUCUGACCACUUCCACCAAGCCAGUUGUCAUGUAGUGCCUAGCCCACCUUGGAUCCCAUGCAAUCUAACAUUCCAGAUCACGUUCAUUGGUUGUAAAUCGUGCCAUAUCCAAUUCACUUUAAGGGAAAUGUAAAAACAGGGAACUGCAGAUGCAGAUUAAUAAGCAUGCAAAGUACUGGAGUACUUCAGCAGGUCAGGCAUCUCCUCUGAAGAACAUGGAUAGGUGACAUUUCGGGUGGAGACCCUUCAAACUACUUAAUGGUGUUAUAACUGUUGAAGUUGUAUUUUAAAUGGUGAACAAUGGAUGAAGUAGAAAAGUUGCAGUACAACAUGUAAUUUCCUAUCAUUAUCCAGAACAAUGCAUUUUCUGCUUUUUAGUGUAAUUUUGUAAUAGUUGUAAAACAUUAGUGUUUUUAAUUAGUUCCAAUAAAUAUAUUUUGUACAGAA
This is a messenger RNA of Leucoraja erinaceus (little skate), 7164 nucleotides long. RefSeq names its product NACHT, LRR and PYD domains-containing protein 3-like. Gene Ontology annotation, molecular function: protein binding. Lineage: Eukaryota; Metazoa; Chordata; Chondrichthyes; Rajiformes; Rajidae. The record is from RefSeq and is a predicted model, not a curated record. Gene Ontology annotation, cellular component: cytoplasm. The transcript has 14 exons. Bases 429 to 3599 code for a protein of 1056 amino acids.